Passer domesticus (house sparrow) is the source of this 1011-nucleotide messenger RNA. RefSeq names its product serine/threonine-protein kinase PAK 3-like. The transcript is spliced from 9 exons. Bases 1 to 1011 code for a protein of 336 amino acids. Lineage: Eukaryota; Metazoa; Chordata; Aves; Passeriformes; Passeridae. Gene Ontology annotation, cellular component: cytoplasm. Gene Ontology annotation, molecular function: ATP binding; protein serine/threonine kinase activity. The record is from RefSeq and is a predicted model, not a curated record. Gene Ontology annotation, biological process: protein phosphorylation; regulation of MAPK cascade; intracellular signal transduction.
AUGUCUUCGGAUGCUCUUGGGGUACAAAGCACAAGGGCAGCGUCAGCACCUGCUCUGGCUGCCUCUGUACCCGAGGAAGAGGCUGAAGAGGAGGAAGGUGCCAAAGAACCUGGCCCUGCUGUCAGCCCACGGCCAGAGCAAACAACACCAAGCUCCACCUCUUCUGUCCUGGCACCUGCACGAGCUGCAGCUGAAGGCUCGGGAGAAGGCUCCAGUGCCCAGGCUGGAAGCUCAAGCACGAGCAGCUCGUGCACCUGGAGCACGACCAGCUUGUCUGGCAGCAGAGAGCAGCAGCGAGAGAGGACAGAGGACAAGUGCCUGGCCAUGCUGAAGAUGCUGGUGAGCGAGGGAGAUCCUGAGGCUAAAUACACAGAACUGGAAACUAUUGGCAAAGGGGGUUUCGGCACUGUGUGCAUGGCAGUGGAGACUGCCACAGGAGAAGAGGUGGCCAUAAAGAAAAUUAGUCUCCUGCAAGAGAGCAGCAGCGAGCUGUGCCUGAAUGAAAUCCAGGUCAUGCGUGGCAGUAAGAAUACCAACCUUGUGAACUAUGUAGACAGCUACCUGGUGGAUGAGGAACUCUGGCUGGUGAUGGAAUACAUGGACGGAGGUUCUUUACACGAUGUCAUCAGGGAGACUCACAUGGCAGAAGGAGAGAUAGCAGCUGUCUCUCGGGAGUGCCUGCAUGGCCUGGAUUUCCUUCACUCCAAGCAAGUGAUCCACCGAGAUAUCAAAAGCCACAACAUUCUCCUGGGCUUGGAUGGAUCAGUCAAGUUGGCUGAUCUUGGCCUUGCUGCUCAGCUCACCACCGAGCAGAACAAACGGAGAUCAGCUGCUGGGACUACUUACUGGAUGGCGCCAGAAAUUUUCACCAGGAAGCCCUACGGCCCCAAAGUGGACAUCUGGUCCUUUGGCAUCGUGGGGAUCGAGAUGGUGGAAGGAGCACCUCUGUACCUGAUGAAAACCUCCCGCACGGUACGCUGCAGCUGCUCGCAGACACUGCUGUCACCCUAA